Lachancea nothofagi CBS 11611 is the source of this 972-nucleotide messenger RNA. Lineage: Eukaryota; Fungi; Ascomycota; Saccharomycetes; Saccharomycetales; Saccharomycetaceae. The record is from the annotation of a GenBank genome assembly.
AUGGUAAAAAAGAAGCAGAAUCCUUUGCGAAUUGACUAUCACAGAGGAAUUAUUGAGGGUAGUCUUCUACAUAUCACUAAUCAUGCAGGACUUGAUGAACCUAGACUCGUGAAGAUUUGGACCGUCGAUAUACAGGCUAGAGAUAGUCAGCGCUAUAUUGAAUUUGUACGUCGCUUUUGUCAAAACGACGAACCGGUAUCAUUUCUCCACAUUAAAAGGAUAAGAAAAAGCGAAGAGCGUGGCGCCCUGACUGUUAUAAUAUGUUCGAAGCACAUGAUUGAAGAAGAGGAUGUCUUUUUGAUGCUAAUGGAACAAGCGCCAUUUGAGUAUACAGCUAUUAGUGGCGAGUUCGUCGUGCCUUCUAAAGGUCCAUCUACGAAAGAUUUGAGUCUAAAGUGGUCGUCUCAGUACUGGCCCCUGGUCUGGCGCGGAAACCCUAAUGAUCAAAUCAUGAACGAUUACGUCUUUGACCUCCCAUUUAUCAAGGAGAUUUUGGAUAAGAUAAGUAACCUAGCUAACAGUGAGGAGCAAAACGGUGAAUCUGGACCGCCGGUGGUAUCAGCUUUCGUAAACCCAAAAACUAGGAAAGUUGUCUACGCUGCAGAUGCGCGUUUCCGCGAUUCUCCACUUGACCACAGCUUAAUGAGAGGUAUUCGUUCUGUCGCCGCAUUAGAACACGCGAGAAAAGCGUCUCCAGAUAGCCAAGAAAAGGAGGAGACGUACCUUUGUCUAAACUUUGAUGUGUACACGACACAUGAGCCGUGCUCCAUGUGUGCCAUGGCUCUCAUACACUCGCGUAUCAAACGCUGCAUCUUUUUGCAACCAAUGAAGAAAACUGGCUGUCUCGAAAGCGAAAGCGGCGAUGGCUAUUGUAUGCAUAAUAAUUAUGCUCUUAAUUCCAAAUAUGAAGUCUUUCGGUGGCUAGGAUCAGAGUACCCAGUGCCUCAUGUUGAAAGCGAGGUCUGCUGCUAG